Eremomyces bilateralis CBS 781.70 is the source of this 1214-nucleotide messenger RNA. Its product is annotated as class I glutamine amidotransferase-like protein. Gene Ontology annotation, cellular component: cytosol; nucleus. The transcript is spliced from 2 exons. Bases 176 to 922 code for a protein of 248 amino acids. The record is from RefSeq and is a predicted model, not a curated record. Lineage: Eukaryota; Fungi; Ascomycota; Dothideomycetes; Eremomycetales; Eremomycetaceae.
CCAGUGUCCACAUCACGUUCAUCGUUACUCAUCAUGCACGAUCUUUGAGUCGCAAACAUUAGAUAUAAUAGCCUCCAGUCUACCCUUGUCUUUCUGUUUGGACUCAAAAUCUUGAUUCUGCAGAUCUGCUAUCCCGUUCAGCUUCCAGAAGCGGUCACAAGCUAUCGACGUUAAGAUGCAACCACCAAUCCGGAUUGCCAUUCUCGAAUGUGACACACCUCUGGAAAAGACAAAAGCAAAGUACGGUGGAUAUGGAGGAGUGUUUAAAACCCUUAUGGUCGGUGGUGCCAAAUUGCGAGGACUUGAUCCCGAAAGAGACUUGGAGAUGACAUCUUGGCCUGUCGAGAAAGAGCUGCAGUAUCCCGAACUGGAAGACAUUGAUGCGAUCAUGCUAACUGGAUCCCGAUACAAUGCUUUCGACAACACUCCAUGGAUAACUUCGAUAGUCUCAUAUCUUCGUCGAGUCCUCGAACAAGACAGAGUCCGUAUAAUCGGAGUAUGUUUCGGGCAUCAAUUGGUUGCCCGAGCACUUGGGACUCCGAUUGGCAGAAGUGACAUUGGAUGGGAGGUCUCCGUGUGUCCAGUCGAACUCUCGCCCGAAGGACAGCGUAUUUUUGGCUUGUCAAACCUAAAAAUCUUCCAGAUGCAUCGAGACGUGGUCCAAGAGGUUCCCAAAGGGAUGACUUUGUUGGGUAGCAGCGCCAGGUGCGAUGUUCAAGGAUUUUAUCAAAAGAACCGAGUGAUUACGGUGCAGGGGCAUCCGGAAUUCAGCAAAGAGAUUGUAUCAGAGCUUCUGUACGCGAGGCAUGAAUCCGGGAUCUUUGACGACGACGAAUAUCAAGACGCAAUGCAAAGAGUCGGAGAUCAGCAUGAUGGAGUCAAGAUAGCUGCUGCAUUUGUUUCAUUCCUGCUCGAGGAAUAGAGCUUUCAGUGGAUAGAACCAAUUCUUAUUUCUCAGUAGUAGAGUCUAGUGCAGCUAAGUACCGUACAUUAUAUUCAGGCAACUGACAGGCAUUUUACAGACAGUUGAUAUUGCGGGGCCUGACAUAUCCUGCUUACCCGAUGAUAGAAGGGAACAUAUUUUGUCGCAUAUUCCUGUUAUAUGAUGAUGACCUUUGUCCCUCUUCCGCUAGACUCUGGGUUUAGCACCUCUUCAUACCAAUUGUGCCACAAUGAUUGAGCUGACAUUGUUCAGCAAUACGUUCAUAGAUAGC